Molecule: messenger RNA, 456 nt
Organism: Scedosporium apiospermum
Lineage: Eukaryota; Fungi; Ascomycota; Sordariomycetes; Microascales; Microascaceae
Exons: 3
Coding region: 1-456 (151 amino acids)
Cellular component (GO): membrane
Source: RefSeq, a predicted model, not a curated record
AUGAGCUUCCUCGCUUUCGACAACAACAUCUCCUUCUACACGGUUCCGGCCGCCCUCUUCCUGGCCUUCAUCCCCCACGCCUAUGCGGUCUCCUUGGGUAUCUCGAGGUACGACCCAGGCAAUCCCCGCAAGUUCGAAGCUACCGUUUCCAGCGAUUCCACCCUCAACAAGGUUAUCAAAAACCGCAUCCUCCGCGCCAAGGCCGCCUCCACCAACUCCUUUGAAACCCUCGGCCUCUACGCCGCUGCCGUGGUCGCGGGCAACCUCGUCCAGGUCGACAAGGACACGCUCAACUACUUGACGGCGCUGUACAUCAUCAGCCGCGCGCUGUACGUCUUCACAUAUGUUUGGCUGCAGGACAACAGGGCGUUUUCGCCGCUGAGGACGGUGUUUUGGGGAGCGGGGAUUUGGAGUAUUGUUUCGCUUUUCAUCAAGGCUGGAAAUGCGGUGGCUUAG